AUAUUUAAAUAAAAGAAAGUUAAAAGAGUAAUUUAGCCUCUCCUUCUGUACGUGAUCUGUUACGUAAUGACGCACGCAGGGGCGGGAAUUAAAUGCUAGCCGGGAUUCCUGAGGAUUACCCAUCAUGCCCCGCGGGUAAAGAUGGCAGCGGAUCAACUUUUCCCGGAGCGGCUCUGAGCGGAUUUUACUCCCAGGAAAGGAGCCCCUCCGCGGGCCGCUGCUGCCAUCUCUGACCGCUUACCUCGGACCUGCCAGAAGCUCCGGACCGCAGCGCUGCUUCCGGGAGUCGGAUCGGUCCGGAGCCUCCGAACCUGCUCUAACAGCCCGAGGAAGAGCCUCGGAUCUCCUGCUGAAGUUUGUCUGCCCUCGGUGGAGCCGCCCCGGGCCGCACUGGGCCGCGCUGACCGCCCCUCAGGUUAACAGAGGAGCAGAACUUCAGCACCAUCAGGAGGAGGGGGAGGAGCAGGAGCAAAGGAUGAGGAGCACCAGUCCUGCUCAUCUCUCUGGAUGAAAUCUGUUGUGGAAACCAUCACAGCUCAGGACUGAAGCAGAGGAAGGAUGGCCAGCGCCGCCCCAGCCAGGAAGCCGUACAGGAAGGCUCCUCCACAGCACCGAGAGACGCGCCACGGCCUGACCGCCGCUUCGCCGCCACCUGCCUCGCAGCCCGACUUCAGUCAGGAGGCGCUCUCAGACACGGACCGGAUCAGAAUCCUCCAGCAGCAGAAUGAGGACCUGCGGCACCGCCUCUCCCUGUCCACCCACAAGAUGGAGGCCAUGGAGGCGGAGUUUGAGGGCAGCCGUCACUACAUGGAGGCGGAGCUUAGCCGAACGAGAGACGACCUGGACAAGAUGAGGGACAAGUUCCGCAGACUCCAGAACAGCUACACAGCGUCUCAGAGAGCCAAUCAGGACCUGGAGGAGAAGCUCCACGCUUUGGCUGCCGUCAGCCAGACAUGGGUUCAUGCAGUUGGGUUUCAUUCAUCCUCAUCUUCCUCAUCCCUCCCUUCCUCUUCCUCAGUCUUUUUGAGCACCACGUCAUCAGAAAACUCUGGCUGUAGCGCCGUCCACAGCGCCUGGCUCGCCUCGGACUCUAUCCUAGACGCCGUGCAGGACGCUAGUUUGGAGCUUUGUGCGAUGGACUGUUGGUUUGCACCCGAAGCCAAAACACGCAGCGCCACGGAGCGCUACAGGCAGGACUGCAACUUGGCCGUUCAGCUGCUCAAAUGCAACAAAUCCCAUUUCAGGAACCACAAGUUUGCUGACCUGCCCUCAGAGCUGCAGGACAUGCUGAACAAACACAUGAAGAGCAGCCUUCCGGAGCGAGGCCCCGCCCCCGGCUGCCAGGACCCGGACACGCUCAGCCUGACGCACGCCGACGUGGUGCCCACCUCCGUCAUCGCCCGCGUCCUGGAGAAACCCGAGCCGCUGGUCCUGAACUCGGCUCAGUCCAGCAGCUGCGGCCGACCGGUCGCCGAGGACGUCUUCGUGCACGUGGACAUGACGGACCCGGCGGGCGAGGCCCGGGAGAACGGCGGCGCUCUGGAGGAGGCGCAGCACAACGGGUCCUGUCGCAGUCAGAGCAGCCUAGACGAGGAGCUGGGCGGGGCCCCGUCCUUUGAGAAGCUCAACCCGUACCCGGCGCCGCCGCCACCUCACCCGCUCUACCCGGGGCGUAAGGUUAUCGAGUUCUCGUCCGACGACAAAGUCAAAAUCCCCAAGAACUCGCCGCUGCCCAACUGCACCUACGCCACGCGGCAGGCCAUCUCCCUGAGCCUUGUUCAGAACGACGAGGAGCGUCUGGCCCCAGGAAGUCCCGCCCCCUCCUCUUCCUCAGGCGGGGGGGGCGGAGUCAACCAGCACACGCCGCCGUCACAGCGCGAUGCCAUCAGUGAGCCGCUCUCCACCCAGUCCAGCCCGUUCAGCAGCCCGCCGCAGGCACCGAGCGUCCCGGCGAGCUCUGCCAGCUCAGAGGAGGACCUCCUCGCCAAUUGGCAGCGAAUGUUUGUGGAGAAGAUGGCGCCGUCCUGCGAGGGUUCGGUGACGCACCGCACAUCUUUCAGCAGUCAGACGGCGAAGGAGUUGCAGAGGAGGAGACAGGUGGCGGCCGGCGGGGCCUCUGCCUCAUCAGAACGCCACAGAACCGCGUAUUCGGACGGAGAGGAUGGCUCGUCGGCGCGGAGCUGGACGCCCAGCCGAGGGUCCAGUUUGGAUACGGACACUGACACGGAGGCUCAGCCCAGCAGGAGGAGCCGCUACGGCGCCGGGAGCGGCCCCGAGGACGGCGAGCAGCUCCUGAUGAACCUGGAGGAUGAAACUGGAAGCGUAGACACUACCAUCACCGUGGCAACGGGCCCAGCCGACAGCCACAGGAAGGAGGAGGAGGACGACAGCUCAGCUGAAGAAAAAGACGUUUUUCCUCAUGAGCUGCCCGUCAUCUCGCCCCGCCUCCUCGAGUUUGACCCCGCCCCCGGCCCUCAGCGGCCGAUGAAGAGCCCCAAGAGGAUGGGGGUGCACCACCUGCACCGCAAGGACAGCCUUACCCGAGCUCAGGAGCAGGGCACGCUGCUGGACUGACCGUCUCCAUGGAAACCAGGCCACACACACCCAGGAAAUAGCCAUACCUCUACCGUAUGCUGCCGAGCGCGCUGGGUUCUGACAUCGAUUAGCCGACAGGUGAUGAGGAAACCGAGCCAGACGACCUCACUUCCUGUUCCCUAAAAGAUAGAAAUGAUCCAAUCAGACGGGAGUUAGAAAAACUAAUGAUAGCAGAUUAUGAGCAGGUCAAUCUGGGGGGGUCGGGUAAAGGGGGUCCCGCUCCAUCUGGGGAGGUCUGGU
This is a messenger RNA of Cyprinodon variegatus (sheepshead minnow), 2835 nucleotides long. It is a transcript of the gene tjap1, whose product is annotated as tight junction associated protein 1 (peripheral). The coding region runs from base 559 to 2574 and encodes 671 amino acids. The transcript is spliced from 12 exons. The record is from RefSeq and is a predicted model, not a curated record. Gene Ontology annotation, biological process: Golgi organization. Gene Ontology annotation, cellular component: trans-Golgi network. NCBI's taxonomy places the organism in Eukaryota, Metazoa, Chordata, Actinopteri, Cyprinodontiformes, Cyprinodontidae.